AUGAAGCUGUGUGUGGAGUGCCGCACCCAGCGGGCGGCCAUGCGCCGCCCAAAGACGUCGGAAGAGCUGUGCAAGGAAUGCUUUUACACCGCGAUUGAGACGGAGGUCCACGAGACCAUCAUGGCCACGAACCUGUUUCGGCGCGGGGAGAGGGUGGCAAUCGGCGCCAGUGGGGGCAAGGAUUCCACGGUGCUGGCUCACAUCCUCACCACCCUGAACAGGAGAUACGACUAUGGUCUGGACCUCUUCCUGCUGUCCAUUGACGAGGGAAUCAAGGGGUACCGGGACGACUCUCUUGAGACGGUGAAGCGCAACGAACAGCAGUACCAGAUCCCGCUGACCAUUUGCUCCUACAAGGACCUGUAUGGCUGGACUAUGGAUGAGAUUGUGGCCCAGAUCGGCACGAAGAACAACUGCACCUUCUGCGGGGUGUUCCGGCGACAGGCACUGGACCGAGGCGCCGCCAUGAUGAAGGCUGACAAGAUCGCUACCGGGCACAAUGCCGACGAUAUUGCGGAGACUGUGCUGCUCAACUUCCUGCGUGCUGACCUGGCAAGGCUUCGGCGCUGUCCCAGCAUCAUCACAGGCGCGGAUUCGACCCUCCCCCGGGUAAAGCCUUUCAAGUAUGUGUACGAGAAGGAGAUCGUGAUGUAUGCCUACUUCAAGAAGCUGGACUACUUUAGCACAGAGUGCAUCUACUCCCCCUUUGCUGCUCGGGGAUUGGCUCGGGAGUUUAUCAAGGACCUAGAGGCAGUGUGCAAGGCCUGCCUGCUGCUGGAAGGCCUGAACAGAGGCCUCCCCCGUAUGGGGGUUGGACGAACAAAGCGGAACGGAGGGGAUGAUGAGUCGUGCUAG
Messenger RNA from Auxenochlorella protothecoides, 855 nucleotides. Its product is annotated as Cytoplasmic tRNA 2-thiolation protein 1. Bases 1 to 855 code for a protein of 284 amino acids. Gene Ontology annotation, cellular component: mitochondrion; cytosolic tRNA wobble base thiouridylase complex. Lineage: Eukaryota; Viridiplantae; Chlorophyta; Trebouxiophyceae; Chlorellales; Chlorellaceae. The transcript has 7 exons. Gene Ontology annotation, molecular function: tRNA binding. Gene Ontology annotation, biological process: tRNA wobble position uridine thiolation. The record is from RefSeq and is a predicted model, not a curated record.